AUGUUGAAGAGAGAUGGGUCUGACUCCAACCAUGAUGGCCAGGAUGUCAAUGAAAGAUGUCACAUGUUGAAGAGAGAUGGGUCUGACUCCAACCAUGAUGGCCAGGAUGUCAAUGAAAGAUGUCACAUGUUGAAGAGAGACAUGUCUGACUCCAACCGUGAUGGCCAGGAUGUUGAGCUGGCAGCCAGACAUGGUGGCUCUGGCUCAGACGAGUGCUGUGAAAGACAGACAUCUACACCCAGUGCCUCGCCGCCACCAGCUUCUGGGCAUGACCACUUGGAUGGAGGCUAUGGAUGGCUGGUUGUAGUGGCCAGUUUUUUUGUGGCUUUUGUUAUUGAUGGCAUUGGUAGUAGCUUUGGCCUUCUGUUCCCCUACAUUGUAGCCAAGUUUGACUCCUCGGCUUUUGUGACUUCAUUUGCUGGCUCCACCAUUGUGGCCUUCAUGAUCAUGGGCUCCAUCUCCGUUGCCCUGGUGAAGAAGUUUGGUUACCGACCUGUGGCAGUCCUAGGAAGUAUCCUCAGCUGUGUGGCUUUUGUGGUCAGCGUAUUCAGCCCAAACAUCUAUGUGUUCAUUGUCACAUUUGGCUUGUUGGGAGGUUGCUCCUGUGGGCUGGUGUACAUUCCCUCCAUCAUCAUUGUCAAUGAAUACUUUCAUCAGAAGCGAGGACUGGCCAAUGGAAUCAUUUCUUCAGGCUCUGGUGUGGGCCUUCUGGUGCUGGGUCCAGUCAUCAACCUGCUGCUAGAGACCUACUCUCUGAAUGGAACCAUCCUCUUGCUGGCGGGGGUCCUUCUCAACAUGUGUGUCUGCUCCAGCUUGUUCAUACCUCUAGACCAUGGGCGGCAGUACACACCGUCGGUUGUAGAUGACAGGGAGCAGCAUGGGGCUGGUCAGCCAACAGGAGAGACUCUCUCUAGCCACCUAUCUACUGAAAACUUGGACACAAUUUCUAUGGACAAUGGACAAAACAUGCAGAAGGUUGCUGAUCUUGAAAACCAAGGCAACACAAAACCAGCUUUUGAGGCAGGGGAAGUAGUUAGCAGGUACUGCCAAGUCUACCUGGGAAAGUCCGCCACUGCUCCUUUCAGCUCUCAUGAUGAAGGAGAUCAUGCCAGUUAUUACUUGGAGUGUGUGCUGCAUCACCUGAAGCCUGGGGUUCCAGCGGCAGAGUAUUCUGGGGACACUAGAGUUGCUUCUGAAAAUCUGCUCAAGCAGGAAAGUAAGGAUGUUGAGGCUGUGGGUUCCUGUGCUUACCCAGGGGGUGACCAUAGAGAUGUGGAGUCCCAGCAUAGCCUGCAGCUAGAGUACACCCUGACACAGUUGCUGUGUAUGCCUUCAUUUCACUGCUUCUGUCUAGGAGCUGCCCUCAUACAGAUCGGCUACCCACUGGCCGGAACCUUUCUGGCAAACUAUGCCUACCAGUUUGGGUUGACCACCUCUCACACUGCUAUCCUCAUGAGCUUGUUGGGUGGACUGAACAUUUGUGGACGACUAUUGGCGGGCUCUCUGGUCAGUCUGAAGGUGGACCCACUGCUGCUCAACAACUUGUCUCUGUUGCUUGGUGGAGCGGCUUGCCUGCUGUCCCCUCUCUAUACCCAGUUCUGGUCACUGUGUAUAUUUGCAAGCAUGUUUGGAUUCUUCUUAGGUUUCUUUCCCCCACUGCAGCCGCUUAUCAUCGUCAAACAUUUUGGUUUGGAAACUCUUGCCUCAGCUUUUGGGUUUUUGAGCACCAUUAAAGGUAUUGCUUCGAUCCUGGGAGCUCCUCUGGCCGGAUUCAUCUAUGAUGUCACCAGGCAGUAUUCCAUGUCUUUCAUGUUUGGAGGUGCUGUCUUUGUGCUGUCCUCCUUGGUGCACUGUCUGAUGACAGUCACUGAGAGGUUCUGCAGAAAGAAGAGCCAGCUGUGA
Molecule: messenger RNA, 1902 nt
Organism: Candidula unifasciata
Lineage: Eukaryota; Metazoa; Mollusca; Gastropoda; Stylommatophora; Geomitridae
Source: the annotation of a GenBank genome assembly